CCCUGUAUCCCUGACUUUCCCUUUCGAUAUUGAUUUUCCGCUGGAAAACAUACGGCAGUCAUUUUCUAUAAUACAGUAUCAACACCAGAGUCGUUCAAGUACUGAGUGUUAUCAUUUUAUCUGUGAAGACCACUCAUACUCGCAUAUCGAAAUUGAAAUGUUCUAUCAUCGCUACGGAAAAUCGCGGCGCGCACAUGCUGGCGCACAGCGAUCUAUUUUCAGUAAUGAAUAGAACAAACACAUUGAAUAGAAAAGUAUCGACAAGCUGUGAUAUCUGUUAAAACUAAGCAUAGUAUAUGCUUUCUGUGAUAGACCCUUGGAAUCAUAUUUCACCCAGGAGCAAUGGGUGACACUGCAAACAAGCUGUUACUCCUCAAUUGGAAGAACUGGACGCUGCAAGCCAGAAAACCGUUUCAGACAACACUAGAUAUUCUACUUCCUGUUCUCAUUUCUUUACUUUUGUUGUAUUUGAGAAGCCAAGUGGAUCCAGAAUUACAUAGUACACAGUAUUAUGAACCGUUUUGUACUGCACCAAUGUCAAUUCCUGAUCUACCAUUUUUAUGCCCACCUAACAAUCAAAGCCUUCAUGACCCUUUAAGUAUGAUUUUAUCACUGACUGGGGGUAAUAGUACUCCUAUAAGUCAAAUGUCACUAAUUUACUCACCAGACAAUCAAGAAAUAGCAAAAGUAAUGAAUGUAUUCAAGAUAGCAUUCCAUGAUGUCAGGGCUGAAAAGAAUGCAAACGACUUAACAACUGCUUUCAAGAUGAAUUCAAAGACAACUUUCGCUGGCAUACAGUUUGAUGAUACUUACAGCAAUAUUACAGACCUGAAGAAGAUAAAGAACUUCAAAGUCACUAUAAGAUUUCCUGGAGAGUUGAGAAUCCCGAAUGGUCGGGAUAGUGACUGGCAAACAGAGUUCGUAUAUCCACCACUACAGGAACCUGGUCCUAGAUAUUCUAAUAGUUCCACAGGAGCUUUCCCAAGUUAUCACAAUGAGGGUUUUCUUCUUCUACAGCACGUACUGGCAGUUUCUUUUAUGUUAUCUCAAGAUGGAGUAGUUAUUAACGGAAAGAAUGAUAUUGCGAAUGUAGUCGAAUGGAUAAUGAAGACGCGGUUUCCUUUAAUAUAUAUGCAACGAUUCCCCCAUUACGAAUGGUACAAAGAUCUUCUGAUGGAAGUAUUGAAACUGGUUAUGGGGGUAUUCAUGAUCCUUUCUUUUCUCUACCCAUGCAUCAAUACUGUGAGGAUGAUUACCAUUGAAAAGGAAAAGCAGUUGAAGGAAAGCAUGAAAAUAAUGGGUCUCUCCAACUGGUUGCACUGGACAUCCUGGUUUAUAAAAUAUUUCAUCUACAUGUUCAUUGCUGUCUGCUUAAUGCUAAUAAUUUUGAAGAUACCAUGGUUCUCCAAGUAUUCAGUAUUUACUUAUUCAGAUCCAUCUGUGUUACUGCUCUUCCUUAUAUUCUACACUUCGUCAACUAUAACGUUUAGUUUUAUAUUUUGCACAAUAUUUUCGAAAGCUAAUAGAGCUACAAUGGUAGCUGGAGUUGUCUGGACUUUAACAAUAAUCCCAUACGCCAUUUACUUACAAAUGGAUAGUACAAGCUUGGUUACGAAACUAUUAAUGAGCUUCUGCUCGAAUUCUGCAAUGUCGUUUGCUUUCGAGAUAAUAUUUACUUAUGAAGGAAUUGGUGAAGGUGUUCAGUGGAGCAAUAUGUUUCAGCCCAUGUCUCUAGAUGAUGGCAACAGACUGGGCUUAAUGAUAAUGAUGCUUAUGUUAGACACAGUGAUUUACUUACUGGUAGCCUUGUACAUAGAAGCAGUUUUCCCAGGAGAAUAUGGAGUGCCAUUGCCAUGGAAUUUUCCCUUCACUAUGAGUUAUUGGCGAGGAAACCCCAGUAUAGGUGCGGACCUAAGAGAUAGCUUACUAUCUAUAGAUAAUGAGUUCUUUGAAAAGGAACCAAAAGAUUUGGUAGCAGGAGUACAAAUCAGGAAUCUAAGAAAGGUUUUUGGAACAAAAGCAGCUGUAGAAAAUCUCAGUAUGAACAUGUACGAGAAUCAGAUAACUGUACUUCUGGGUCAUAACGGAGCUGGAAAAACGACAACGCUGUCUAUGCUAACAGGCAUGAUAACAGCAACCCGUGGCACAGCAAUAAUAAAUGGGCAUGACAUUCGUCGCGACAUGAAUUCUGUUAGGAAAAGUAUGGGAAUUUGCCCUCAACAUGACGUCAUAUUUGAAGACCUGACAGUUGCAGAGCAUCUGUACUUCUACAGCAGACUUAAAGGGCUCUCCAAGAAGAAAGCUGUAGAAGAGAUUGAAACGUAUAUUGAGCUUAUGGAGCUAACUGAUAAGAGAAAUGCUAAAGCAUCGACACUUUCUGGGGGAAUGAAGAGAAAGCUUUCUGUUUGUGUUGCUUUAUGUGGAAACUCAAAAGUUGUAAUGUUGGACGAGCCCACUUCUGGAAUGGAUCCAUCUGCUAGGAGAGCCCUAUGGGACCUACUAUUAAAACAGAAAAAAGGUAGGACGAUACUUCUGACUACUCACUUCAUGGAUGAAGCAGAUGUGCUUGGAGAUCGAAUAGCGAUUAUGGCAGAAGGAGAGUUGAAAUGUUGUGGUAGCAGUUUCUUUUUAAAGAAGAAAUAUGGAGCAGGAUAUAUCAUGACUAUAGCUAAAGGACCUAACUGUGACGAAGGAAAAAUUACGACGUUGUUAAAGACUUUUAUUCGUGAACUAGAGAUCAAUACCAACACUGACUCUGAGCUGACAUAUUUGCUACCAGAAAAUCGAGUAAAUGUGUUCGAAGCAAUGCUAACACAAUUAGAAGGUGAAUCAAGCAACCUAGGUGUUCAAAGCUAUGGUAUUUCAUUAACAACCCUAGAAGAUGUUUUCAUGAAGUAAGUGAAAGUUUACAUAGUUUGUCAGGAAAGCAAUGGUCUCAUUUUUUUGUAACGCGACUAUUCAACGCAGCGCGGGAAGGGUGGAGGCAAUUAUCAGCUUUCCAGCGAUGUCCUUGCCAGUCAACUCCGAGCUAUUGAAGGGUGCAGACGUCGCUUCUAGUGAACCGUUAUUUUUCUGGAAGAAGAAAACAUCAAACGAAAUAUCGCUCCAGACAGCGUUCGGGGAUGCUAAAUGUUGUGCUUCAAAGGCUGAGCCGUAGGGUAGCCCGCGUCCGAAGAGCAAUUCGGUCGCCCUGGAAACUGCGCCAGGGGCAUGUCGCUUUCCGUCAUACAUAUAAACCAAUAUGAGAAUAUGACAUCUAAUUCUAGCGAUCGUUUAUGUCAUUAUGGUGAUAUUUGAUGAGGGCAAGGCGCUUCUAAAUCAAGGUGAUGGUAGUGUCUCGAUGGAGAAAGGUGGUAUUUCGCAGAAAAUUGAGCUUAUCACUCUCCAGACAAACCCUGUCCAUAUAUUUAUUUUAGUCUUAUAAGUAAAAGACAUCCCAGCGUGGAAUUCCACCGGAAAAUAUAUAUUUUUUUUAGGGUUGGCGCUGAUCAUACACAGGAGCUAAAUAAUCACCAAGAUCUAUCACUUGAAGAUGAUAGUCUUCCAAAACCCAUCUAUACCUCAGGAAUUCGCUUGAUAAAAAACCAAUGCUCCGCCAUGUUUUUGAAGAAGUACAAAGCGAUACAGCGCUCCUGGAUGCUUUGGAUCAUCCAUCUCUGUCUACCUCCACUCUUUGUGAUCCUAAUCAUGGCUCCUUCAAGGAUCAUAGGUAUUAAUGAUUUGCCUGCCAUGCCACUGACUUUAGAUAAAUAUCAUGAUCCAGUAACAUUGGUUGAAAGCGGUGACGAUCUUGGAGGAUAUUAUGACAGUUUCAAGAAGUUGAUCCAAUGGAAAAAUCAUAAUGUUACGGAUGGAGCCAUAAUCAGUGAUAUGAUUCGUCUAACUAGAGAUACUCCGAAUCUAGUAUACAAGCAUUACAUAGUUGGUGCAUCGUUCAACUCCAAUGUUAUCCAGGUCCCAAAGUACAAUGUAAUAAUGAAAUGGCCUACCAUCAAUGUUUGGUUCAACAAUGAUCCGUAUCAUUCACCAGCAACUGCACUGAGUUUAGCCCUCAGUGCUGUAUUUAGGAAAAUAAAAAGUUGCAGUGACUGUGACAUUCAGUUUACGAACGAUCCGUUCCCGUUUUCUGAUGAAACACAGGUCAACCAAAUCGUAAAAGGCGAGUCAAGAGGACAGCAGUUGGCAGUCUACCUGACAUGUGCCUUUGCUUUCACGUCAUGUUUCUACACCAUGUUUCUUAUAAAGGAAAACACGUGUAAAUCCCGACAUCUCCAGUUUGUGGCUGGUGUGAAAAUAUACGUCUUUUGGAUAAUGAAUUUUCUAUGUGAUUUUGCGACAUACCUUGUGAUCUGUUUGUUGACGUUGAUCACAUUAGUCAGCUUCCAAGAAGAUGGGUAUAAAACAGUUGAAGACUUGAGUCGAUUUCUCGUGAUACUGCUUUACUUUGGAUGGGCAUUCUUCCCCAUGGUAUACAUAGCUGCUUACUUUUUCGACGUACCUGCCAAUGGAUUCGCAAGAAUGUCUGCCAUUUGCUAUUGUGCAGGUGUACUAGCAUUCGAUAUCAUUAAAAUAAUGAAGAUGGAUGCCUUCAAUUUAAAACGAGUAACUGAUCCGUUACAUUAUAUCAUGUUAUUGAUACCUCACUAUUCUUUGGCAUCUGGUAUAAGUGAGUCAUUCGUCACGUUUUCUUAUCAAAAAAUGUGUGAUGUACUGUUUGACAGAUGUGCUCAAGUAGGACUGAAUAAACACGAUUGCCUCAGGAAUAUGACCAAGAAGAUUGUCGACAUUUGUGGAAGUCCUGGAGGUAACUACUACAAAUGGGAUUCUCCAGGCAUCGCCCGAAACAUACUUUUCAGCAUCAUAGUAGGUUUCGCCCUAUUCUGCAUCUUGUUUCUUAUCGAAUAUGAUACCGUCACCAGGCUGGUCCAACGUAUCAUAUUCAAAUUCAGACCUCGGUACCCAAUCGAAAAUACCGAUGAAGAUUCGGAUGUGACAGAGGAAAGAAGACGUAUCAGAGAUAUGACUACAGCUGAAUUGACCACGACCUAUGACUUAGCUGUGAAGGAUUUGACAAAGUACUACAAAAAGUUCUUGGCGGUUAACGGACUGUGCUUGGGCGUGAAGAGAUAUGAGUGUUUUGGUCUACUGGGUGCUAAUGGUGCUGGAAAGACCACAACGUUCAAGAUGAUGACUGGGGAUGAGACCAUGACAUAUGGUGAAGGCUGGAUAAAGGGGUAUAGGCUACGGACGGAAAUGAGACAGGUACACAGAGUUAUUGGAUACUGUCCGCAGUUUGACGCUCUUCUAGACGACAUGACUGCCCGAGAAACGAUCGUAAUGUUUUCUCUCAUCAAAGGAUUCCUACCUUCAGACGCUAAUUAUUUAGCUGAGAGGUUGUCUCAAGACUUAGAUUUCGAAGCGCAUCUUGAUAAACAAGUGAAACAAAUGAGUGGAGGCAACAAAAGGAAACUAAGUACUGCUAUUGCACUGAUAGGAGAUCCGUCCAUUUUGUUUUUCGACGAACCUACUUCCGGUAUGGAUCCUGCGACCAAACACUUCUUCAGAGGUGCUGUGUGCAAAAUUCGAGAUAAAGGAAAAUGCAUCGUUCUAACCUCUCAUGCCCUAGAGGAAUGCGAAGCUCUUUGUACAAGAUUGGCCAUCAUGGUCAAUGGUAACUUCAAAUGCCUUGGAUCUGUUCAACAUUUGAAGAAUAAAUUUGCCAAAGGAUGUACCUUCAGCAUAAAGAUUAAAAAAGACGCGAGUGAUGUUAGCACAAGAACAAUAGAAAGUUAUAUAGAAGAAAACCUACCUACAGCUAAUUUACGUGAGAAACACGAAGAUCUCUUAACCUACAGUAUUUCAAACUCAGAUGUGGCCUGGUCUAAAAUGUUUGGUGUUUUAGAAGAAGGACGACGUAGCAUUAAUGAAAUAGAAGACUAUUCUUUAGGACAAGGAAGCUUAGAACAGGUUUUCUUAUCAUUCACAAAGAAGCAAAACUCGUAAGGAAAAUGUGAUAACUGCAGUAUUCAUGCCACAAUGUACUUUGAUCGAGUGACAAAAUCACAAAUUAUUUUAAUUUUGCAUGUUACUAUUGAAAAGUUCUAUGACUUUUUUUCACCUGCAAUCAACAUUAGCAAAUUAUUGAUUAUUAGGUAAAUGUACUUGUCUUUAAAGCCACUAGUCAAGAACUUUUCAAAUUAGCUACGUUUCUGUGAGUUUAUACAUAUAAAUAUAUUUUGUUUAUCACUUGUUUUUCUAA
This is a messenger RNA of Acanthoscelides obtectus, 6259 nucleotides long. Lineage: Eukaryota; Metazoa; Arthropoda; Insecta; Coleoptera; Chrysomelidae. The record is from the annotation of a GenBank genome assembly.